CUCUUUGGCGCAUACAAACCGUGUCAUGUAACCGCACCAAGAAGCGCUAAGGAGGGCGGAAGACUAAUAUUUUUAGGCGCUUAUAAGUCUGUCGGUAUAAGAAUAAUAGUAUUUCGAAGCAAUGUCUUCGCUAGCUGUGUCUUCAAAGAGAAGGCGAGAUGCCACAAAAAGUAAAUUCAAGGUUAUGGGAAAUCAUAAUGAAUUCCUUUCUCGCAUAAAGAAGACACUGUAUUAUGGCAAACUUCCAAUUACGGAAAGAUUCAGUCUUCCAGUUUCAGAACUGGCAGCAGAACUUUUCUCAGAGGUUAAGAUUGGUCAUAGUCUGGAACGUUUGGAUUUGGAGGAAGCCUCUGCAAUGUCUAGAAGUGCUUGCGUCUCCCCUUGCUCACUAGUGCUUGCUUUAUUGUAUCUGGAGCGUCUUAAAACCUGUAAUCCUGAAUAUUUACAACGAGUUGCACCUUCAGAACUUUUUGUCAUUUCAAUGAUGGUUGCUAGUAAAUUUUUACAUGAUGAUGGAGAACCAGACGAAGUAUUCAAUGACGAAUGGGCUGCAUCAGCAGGACUCACUCUGGAGGAUAUAAAUCAGUUUGAGAGGGACUUCCUGCAGGCUAUUAAAUGGGAGGUAUUUGUCAGCAAUCAAGCAUUUUGGACAAGACUUUAUAGGAUGGAGAAAGACAUUGCUCUGAAGGAGGGCAAACGUAGAGGCUGGUUCUCGUAUACAGACCUUGAAAACCUGCUGGAUACAGUGGACUUAGCUGCACUUGCGCAGGCAGUUUUAACUGUUUCUGUUGUCUGUCUGACGAGUUACACAGCCAGUGUACUGACAAUGAUUGGCUCAGCAUUCAUCGUUAGUCAGAUCCCAGGAACGCCUAUAAGCACAAGUGUAUCAUCAUCAACCAGUAACUUACCAUCAUCUGUUCUCCAAGAAACUUCAGGCGUCCAGCCACAGCCUCGAGUGCUGCCACCAGGCGAUGUUUUAGCUACAAGCUUCAUCUUAGCAUCACUUGGUUCUUGUCCUUCAGUGAAUGAGUCUGAGGCUUCUGGUUUUCUCUGUAAUGAUGACAGUGGGACUGCUUGCUUCCAUGAUCAGUACCUAGUAAAUAAAAGUGAUGAUAUCUUGUGGUCACAUGGCAGUGUUUGGUGGACUGAAUUGGUUUCGGGCUGGAUGAAAUAUAUGAACUGGCAGUUGUGGGAGUCUGAAGUCAGAGAGUCACUUCCAGUUAAUGUUCAUCUUCUCAAUACAAAGGCUAGAUCACAAGUACAUACCAUUGGACAUAAGACAUACAAGUUAGAUGAUUCAGCAAACGGAUCAGGUGCAAAUUCUCGAGAGGUGACGGAGAAUGUUGAGGCUCUAGAGAAUUCUCAGGAAUGGAUCACAGAAAUUCAUAACUGGUUAGACCAGACAGUGUUAGAAAGAAGUUCACAAACCAAGUUUUUUCACCUAGAAAUGGCAGUGAGCAAUUACUAACAUGUGCUUGUUUUAUAUCCUCAGUGAAUUUGUGAGUCUGUGGCAAACAAGUUAAUGUAGUUGUUAAAAGGGGAAAUUUCAAAUUAACUUAGAAUUUCAUAUCCUCUGCAGUAUUUUUUUUUUUUUUUUGAAGAAACUUUCAGAUGGCUAUGCAUGAAACAGCUUUCAGUUAUGGUGCUCAAUAAGUAUUUUUAGUAACUACUCUCACCAUGUACAGUGUAAUUAUUAUGUCAAAUUGUGAACAUACUUAACUUUUUUGUGUGUGUGUUCAGGCAGAAAUACAGUGUACUCAUCCUGUUCAUCCGAACCAAAUGAUGAUGUAUAAUUAAAUUACAGUGUUCCAUCA
Molecule: messenger RNA, 1814 nt
Organism: Cryptotermes secundus
Lineage: Eukaryota; Metazoa; Arthropoda; Insecta; Blattodea; Kalotermitidae
Product: protein CNPPD1
Exons: 6
Coding region: 122-1468 (448 amino acids)
Biological process (GO): regulation of cyclin-dependent protein serine/threonine kinase activity
Cellular component (GO): nucleus; cyclin-dependent protein kinase holoenzyme complex
Molecular function (GO): cyclin-dependent protein serine/threonine kinase regulator activity; protein kinase binding
Source: RefSeq, a predicted model, not a curated record